Petromyzon marinus (sea lamprey) is the source of this 6828-nucleotide messenger RNA. NCBI's taxonomy places the organism in Eukaryota, Metazoa, Chordata, Hyperoartia, Petromyzontiformes, Petromyzontidae. The record is from RefSeq and is a predicted model, not a curated record.
AAUUUGUAUUUUUCGCGAGAGCGGACUUUUGCGGCCUAUGACUCCUCGGGCAUCCUUCGGUUUUGCCUAGCGAGCUUGCCCGCCAAACCGGGCUUCCAGUCCGGGGCACUGGGUCGGCCACGUCGGUACCAUCCCCGCUCUGCCCGUGCUGGGCGCCUCUUACAGUGAAUGACGGAGUGAAACAAAGCCUUCCUCGUAAUACUUUGUUUUGUUGUGGUGAUAAUGAUGGUGAUGAACGUGUAUAAAGCGGCGGGGGGAGGGGUACAAACACGCUUAAAUGCUGGCGUAUGUUGUGGACUGUUCAAGUCUGCUGCUGCUACAAUUAACCUGUAAAGUAAAACAAAACAACGCCUAUGAUUAUAUACUGUAUAGGAAUAACGAGGCCUUAAGAGCAUAAUUGUACUCCCCUUCCAGAUCAGCACAGCCAGUUAUCACGAUUCCCAGUCGCGAUUUUAUGCAAGGAUCGAUGCUAUUUCCUCCAAGGAUCGUCCUUUGUUUUGGUGGCACAAUCUCAUUGUAUCGUGGCCGUAUCGUGCGUAUGCAGAAUAUGAACCGAUUCAUACGUACGAUUCGGUAUCGUACACAUGGUUUGUGCAAGUAUGUUGUACUUUCGCACCGUACGUAACCAACCUUUCUAAUUGGAGAGUUUAGGGUGGGUUUGAAUGUCAUUUGUUUACUACUAUCUUAUACAAUACACGUUUUCCUCCUGACUCUUAAUGUAGCUCGAGUCAUGCAUCCCCACACUGGUCAAAGUUGAGGUUUUAAAUGAUCUCGUCCAUGUCUACCUUCAUCCAGCAGUAAAAAUAGACGUGGUAAUGACAUGCUCUGUAACUUAUGGCUCUCCCUUGUUAAACAUGACAUUUUAGACGUGCUGUCGAGAUGAAAACCGGAAAACUCUACAAGCUUUGGGUUCAUAAAAAGGGUUUUCACGAAAGUGACGAAGAGGUGGUAGUGAACCCAAAAGUAUUUCCAAAUGUUAAGAUUGGCGAUAUUUUGGAAAUUGCUCACCCAGAUGAUGAGUACAGCCCAUUAUUACUCCAAGUAAAAUCGUUAAAGGAAGACCUACAAAAAGAGACUGUCAGCGUGGACCAGUCAGUUGCAGGUGUAUUUAAACUACGUGCCUACCAGGAUGUUUUUGUCAAUGUUGUUGAACCCAGUGAUGUUACACUUGACCUGUUGGAGCUUACCUUUAAGGAUCAAUACAUCAGCCGCAGUGAUAUGUGGAGACUCAAGAAAAGUCUGGUCAGCACAUGUGCAUACAUCACACAGAAGGUGGAAUUUGCAGGGAUUAGGGCCCAGGCCAGUGAACUGUGGGUCAAGGGAGAGAAAGUCACCUGUGGGUUCAUCUCUGAGGAUACCAGAGUUGUUUUUCGUUCGACAUCGGCAAUGGUUUACAUUUUCAUCCAGAUGUGUUGUGAAAUGUGGGACUUCAACAUCUCUGGUGACCUGUACUUUGAAAAGGCUGUGAAUGGGUUUUUAACUGAUUUGUUUACAAAAUGGAAGGACAAAAACUGCAGUCAUGAAGUAACGGUGGUUCUUUUUUCAAGAACAUAUUAUGAAGCUAAAAGCAAAGAUGACUUUCCGGAGGCACUCAAUUGCCACAUACAGCAGGACUUCAGGGGCCGUUUCUAUGAAGAUUUUUAUCGAGUGGUGGCGCAAAAUGAGAGGCGAGACGAUUGGAUGUCUCUGCUGGUCACCAUAAAGAAGAUCUUCAUUCAAUACCCCAGGCUUGUACGACUGAAGACCGUUGAGGGUUUUCCAAAGGCCCACAAUUCCACUGCAGCCCAAGGCAACUACUUGGAAUCAAUCAACCUCUCUUUCAAUGUGUUUGACAAGCACUACAUAAAUCGUAAUUUUGACCGUACUGGUCAGAUGACAGUCGUGAUCACACCGGGCGUGGGUGUAUUUGAGGUGGAUCGACAGCUGAUGAUUCUUACAAAACAGCGCAUGAUUGACAAUGGAAUCGGGGUGGAUCUGGUAUGCAUGGGAGAACAGCCACUCCAUGCUGUGCCUCUAUUUAAGCUGCACAAUAGAAGCAGCAAAGAUGGCAGCGUUGGUGAUGACUACAACAUUCCUCACUGGAUCAAUCACAGUUUUUACACUUCGAAAAACCUUUCCUACUGCGCCUCCUUCACUCCCCGCAUCAAACUGGCUCCCAAGAAGGAAGCAAUACACAGUAAGCAUAUCCGCGACAAUGGGAUGUCUGCUGCAAAGGAGUCUGAGACUAGCCUACCAAUACAGGUGGACUAUGAAGCUUAUGAUGCCCAGGUGUUCAAGAUACCAGGCAGCACUCGUUGCAACCGGAGUCUUCACAGCCGACCUUCGUCGCACGACGUGCGUGCUCGAGUCACCACGAGCUUCAGCGAGGUGCCACCAAGCCCUGUCCUUUCGGGGAGAAGUCAGUGCUCGGAGGAGGCCAACAGCCAGGCUUCGGACGACAGCAUGUUAGGCAGAACUACGGGCGCGUGCCUCAUACCGCGUGCUUGUCAACGCCAGUGUGAAAUCAGCAGCUCCCUCGGCUACACCACCACACGAGACUUGGCCGAGAGGAACAACUACCGCGACGAGGGGGACUCGAGUGCCCCAGGCCGCUUCCAGGUGGGCAGUGCCGAAUCACUGCUGCGCACCAAGCAUGGCAGCUGUCCCCCGCAGCGCGCGCUCAUCAACCCCUUUGCUCCGUCGCGCAUGCCCAUGAAGCUCACCUCCAACCGUCGCCGAUGGAUGCACACGUUCCCCGUUGGUCCCACAGGAGAAGCUUUUCAGAUUCACCAUCAGAUGCGACCCAACCCGGAAGAGCUGGCCCUCCAGCUUGUGGAUUCAGAAGAGUUUACCGAGAGUGAGAGUACACCUGAUCGGAAGCGCAAAAAUUCACGGAAUAUCUUGGAGGACAUUCCAUUCCCACCGUCCAUCAGUGGCACAAACCUAUGCAGCCUUGAAGAACUCUCCCCUUAUCUCCCCAAGCACGGUUUUUCUUGCAAUGCUGUCUCGAAAAAGGCAGCCGUUUCAGUCGAGAAAAAUCUACCCCCCCUCCCAGAGCCCACUGACAGCCCGUCUCCUCCUGUAGUGCCCAGUUUCUGUUGCACAGUUGGGGUGGAUUGGAAGUCUCUCACCACCCCUGCCUGUCUUCCUCUCACUACGGACUACUUUCCGGACAAGCAGUCCUUGCAGAACGAUUACUCGGAGGGAUGCUAUGAUUUGCUUCCGGAUACGUUUGAUGCAGACAGAAGCGACGAGGAAUGUGUCAAGAGGCUGACAACGCAGCAAGUGUACGAGGAGUUUAUCUCUCAGAGGUUAAUGCAGGGCUACCAGCUGAUUGUUCAGCCCCGCACCAGCAAGACCAAUGUGUCUACCCCAAGUCUACCAUUGAGCAGCAGUCCACGUUUCACCAAAGGGAUUUUCUCCCGGGCACUGGUGGAGGAGGAGACCCACCACUGGCUAAGCAUGGGUCGCAACCUGCACAUGGUCUCUCUGAAGGACAAGAAGAUCAGCGUCACACGAUACUUACCGAAGCACCCAUAUGAGUCAGCCCAGUUUCCAUACACGUACAGCCUCUGUACCCCACACUCGGAUGGCGAGUUUCUUUCCUGCUGGGUAGAAUUCUGCCACGAGCGUCUGGAGGAGUACAAGUGGAACUACCUUGAUCAGUACAUUUGCUCUGCAGGAUCUGAGGACUUUAGUCUCAUUGAAUCGCUCAAGUUCUGGCGGACACGAUUCCUGCUUCUCCCCGCGGCCACGGCACUCACGAAGCGAAUAUGUGAGGGAGAGGAACCCUGCAACAGCUACGAGUGGCAGCGAAGCGAGGACGAGGAGCUGCAGCUCAUAGAUAACUUCAUCCGCUUCAUGGAGAGCCUCAAUCGCAUGCGAAGACGCCAUCGCUCCGACCGCAUCAUACGCAGACAACCGGAUGGUAUGGUUAAGAUUCCUGCGUUGAAGCCGCCGGCGUCUGGUGCCUCCUGUGGGCCAAGUGUGGCGUCUAUGAUGGGCCAGGAUCCCGGCAACCCAGUUAACAUCAGAAAAGGCACAUCUGCCCUUGCCGCUCUUCUGGAGAUGGAGGCCAUCCAAAGGAGCGAAGAGGAGCGAUACUCGGUGAAUGCGAUUAAACCUACCACAGAGUCACAGCCUGGGGUUCCCAGUAUGACCCCAACUUACCUGGACAGCCCCAGGAAGGAGGGAAGUUUCUUUGCUGAGGUAGUGCGAAGUCCUCGCUCUUCUUCCUCCUCCUCUUCUUACCACACACAGCAGUCGAUAACGGCAGACGUGGCAGCAGUGACAGUGACCUAUGCCGAUGGCAGUGUGAUUGCUUCCAACGUGCAUGGAGAACAGAGUUCAACAGGGGACAACAGCAGUUUGGCUCAACCAGCAGUACUGCCAGAUGUUAAUGGUGGCCAUGCUUACCUACUCAAUAUUCUGGACGCCAUGAAACAUCCUAAUACUGGAGUGCAGUUCCUUUCAGAACAAAAGGGUUUGCCAACAAAUUGCUUCAUCAGCGCUGAAGCUGUGCACUGGGUGAUGAGCACAGUGGAGGGAAUGGUCAACAGACAGUGUGCGGUGGAUGUAUUGCAGAAAAUGUUGGACGAUCAACUCAUCUCGCAUGCAUCUGGAGACACGUUGCGAGCUUUUAUUUACGGCUUCUAUUUCUACAGAGUGGUGACUGACACCGACACGGAUAAGGUGUCGUCGUACGGGAACCGAAGCACGGCCAGCGCUGCCUACGACCUGGCCCUGUUUCAGAAGAGUUGGUUCGAGGUGGCCUUCCCGAUAGAGGAGUCGAUUCACUCAAACAUCCCCACCUUCCUGCUGCCCUGGUUGCCCAGCCGCCCCACGUCCUAUGCCAGUCGCCACAGCUCCUUGAGCCGUAGCUUUGGUGGACGCAGCCAGGCUGCUGCUUUGCUCGCAUGCACUGUCCCUGAACAGAAGACAGUAACACUGGAGGUUGAUGUCAAUAAUCGCAGCGACCGUUUGGAGUGGUGCAGCUGCUAUUACCAUGGGCAAUAUUCCUGCACCGGUGCCUUUGAGCUGAAGCUUCAGUGGAUGGUGGCCACAGCGGCUGUGCUUUUUGACAUGGUUCAAGGAUGGUGCCGGAAGGCAACGUCCUGUGGGUUUCACCUGGUUCCGGCACUCGAUGGACCCUUUGCACUCCCAAGUUACCUGUAUGGAGACCCCCUGCGUGCCUCCCUUUUUGUGCCUCUUUCAGUCGGCUGCCUGAUCACAGAAGGGAGUGAUCAUCUCUUCAGUGCAUUUGACCAAGAGACAUACAUGGACAGAAUGCAUCUCUUCCAAGAAGCCAUUCUGGCUAGAUUUGGUUUCAUUCAAGACAAAUACUCAGCUGCAGCAUUUAACUUCCCAGCGGAGAGCCGGUCACAGUUUAUACAUGUCACAGGUGUGGCAUUUGUCCAGCUUCCAUACGUGAAGCGCAAGCAUCCCUCGGGUCAGCAACGGCGAAGAAGAAAUUCUUUCUCAUCGACCACGCCUGCGUCUCUCCCUGAAGAAAAGCUUGGCUUUUGCUGGGCAGCCAAUGGCAUGUUGACCAAAAGCUGGCGCUCGGGAGCAACUGGUGAUGAGCGCUUCCCAGACAAGCUGCUUCGUGACUUUUCCGAAUUCUGUGCAAACAAAGACAACCGUCUCUUGCAUUACUGGCAAAGCUGCUUGGAGAAUGGAAGUGCUCCAUGAAUGGAUUCUUCAUCACCAUCUUCCCUCGCCAGUACUUUAUGCAAUUGUUGAGGCCAUGACAUUGCCAAGUGAUAUGUGCAGGUGUAAGUAGAAAGUACCAUAUAGUGAAAAACUCUGAUUGCACCUUGUCAAUUUGCUGGAGCCUAGAGGAUACGUAAUCAAAAACCUAAAAAGGCAACCGAUUUUUACUAAGCGACUAUCAAACCAUAUAUGGAAUAUAAAGUAAAACCCAAAUAACCCGCGUUGAUAUGGAGGGGGACGAUAUCGCCGAUUGUGGGAGGAAAACGGCGCGUGAUUUAAUAAAUAGGUAAUAACUUUGCUGAUAAAGAGGGAAGGGCCAGCUCGUUACGAGCCGAUAAAUGAAUCCGCAAUUCACAGAUUACAAGUUUGAAUUUUUCUAAGACCCAAAUGGCACAAAGCUGCCAUAUGGAUUGCUAUUCAAGUCAAGUCUAAAAAAAUGCUAAAUUCUCUCCUAAAUAAAUUACGCCAACACAGCUUGUCUGCAGAUACGAAACAAAUUUGCGUUUCCCUUAAGUUUUCUGUUAACCCCACCCACUUCUUCAGUUUGUCCAUAAAAGCAUUUUCAACCUUAUGUAAAUUACAAUGGCAGUUGUGAACUGCCAAUGAUAUGUGAAUUUUACAGGGAUUCACAGAUUGGAUCAAGGAUUAUUGGAGUUCUGUAUAGUAGAUCAAGGUAAUUUGUAAAGUUUGUAACAGGUAGGGUUCAUAGGAUAUUUUUGAAAAAAGGAUUCCAGUAAAAAAUAUUUUGUUUGAAAUCACAUUGUUUACAUGCAAAUCAUGUUUCAAAUGCGUGCAGGUGCUGUCACUUUCAAAUAUGUUAAGACUUUUGAAAAAUAUGUUCAUAACGUGAAUUUGAUUUUUUUGGUAAUAGAUGUAUUUCAAUUAACUCGCUUGCAAUGGUAAGUGUACUCUUGCCAUGUAUCAAAACAUAAAUGCACAUUUUCCCAUGACGAUUUGCCUCCGAAAUUCUGGCAUAGGAGUGGCUCAUUGUUUUCUGUUCUUUAAACAAAAUGUAUACAUUUAUGAAAGUUUAGUUGUAUUUUAUCAAAUUAAAACGAAUGGUAAGUUUCAGUCCCGAUUGUUAAAUAUACAUGUACUCGCAAUUUGAAUAUCCAAAUAAUAAAAUGAUUGACCAUC